Molecule: messenger RNA, 1380 nt
Organism: Equus quagga
Lineage: Eukaryota; Metazoa; Chordata; Mammalia; Perissodactyla; Equidae
Gene: KLK11
Product: kallikrein related peptidase 11
Exons: 6
Coding region: 217-1065 (282 amino acids)
Biological process (GO): proteolysis
Molecular function (GO): serine-type endopeptidase activity
Source: RefSeq, a predicted model, not a curated record
CUGCCCACAGAACUCAGGCCUAUCCAGCAGUCUUACUCCACAUUUGGUUAGGGGAGAGAAGGGGGCAAGACCAAGGCAGGAGGUCUAAUUGAUAACAAGCGAGCCAGGAGAAGUGGGGAUCCUCACUCAAACUGAGGAGGCUCAGAGUGGAGAAGUCAUUGGACCUAGGUCACACAGCGAAAGAACCUGGGGCCUGCCCUUCCCCCACUCUGAGCCAUGACGAUUCUGCGAUUAAUCAUGCUGGCUCUGGUGACAGGGCAUGUAGGGGGAGAGACCAGGAUCAUCAAAGGGUACGAGUGCUCUCCUCAUUCCCAGCCCUGGCAGGUGGCUCUGUUCCAGAAGACGCGGCUGCUCUGUGGGGCAACCCUCAUCGCUCCCAAAUGGCUCCUGACAGCAGCCCACUGCCGCAAGCCGUGGGUGCACCCAUCUCUCCCCCACCACCUGUGUUUCUCCCCACCUCCUGCCUCUCCCUACCCUUCCAUCUCUGACCACCAUCUCUCCCACCUCAGCCGAUACAUAGUUCACCUGGGGGAGCACAACCUCCAGCGGCGGGAUGGCUCUGAGCAGACCCGAACAGCCACUGAGUCCUUCCCCCACCCAGAGUUCAACUACAGCCUCCCCAACAAAGACCACCGCAAUGACAUCAUGCUGGUGAAGAUGGCAUCACCAGCCACGAUCACUUGGGCUGUGCGACCCCUCAUCCUGUCAUCACGCUGUGUCACUCCUGGCACCCAAUGCCUCAUUUCCGGCUGGGGGACCACAUCCAGCCCCCAGUUGCACCUGCCCCAUACCUUGCGAUGUGCCAACAUCACCAUCAUCGAGCACAAGGAGUGUGAGAAGGCCUACCCCGGCGACAUCACAGACACCAUGGUGUGUGCCAGCGUUCAAGAAGAGGGCAAGGACUCCUGCCAGGGCGACUCUGGGGGCCCUCUGGUCUGUAACGGAUCUCUUCAAGGCAUUAUCUCCUGGGGCCAGGAUCCAUGUGCUGUCUCCAGAAAGCCUGGUGUCUACACAAAGGUCUGCAAAUAUGUGGACUGGAUCCAGGAGACUAUGGAGAACAAUUAGCAGGACAAAUUGACCCCAGCCCGAAACCCCCGACCCCUACUUGGUGCUGUGGUUCCUGUUCAUUCUGCUAAUAAUAAAGCAGCCUAAGCCAGGACUCCUUUAUGUGCUUUCUCUGGAUCUCCUUGACUACAAGAGAUGCUAUAGCUUAAUAAUCAAUUUGGGGUUUGGAAUUAGCAAAGCCUAGGUUCAAAUUCUGCCUUGUACUAACUUGUCACUCUGGGAGUGAUAAUAGCUAUUUGGGUCACUGUUGUAUCCCCCGCCCCAAAGAUGGUUCCUGGCACUCACCAAGGUUUCAAUAAAUAUUUACCGAAUGAA